Mycotypha africana is the source of this 1005-nucleotide messenger RNA. RefSeq lists its product as uncharacterized. The record is from RefSeq and is a predicted model, not a curated record. The transcript is spliced from 5 exons. NCBI's taxonomy places the organism in Eukaryota, Fungi, Mucoromycota, Mucoromycetes, Mucorales, Mycotyphaceae. The coding region runs from base 1 to 1005 and encodes 334 amino acids.
AUGAUAGUUAAAUUUGCACCGCUGUGGCUGACUUUGGUGCAUGUUGGCAAACAACGUCUCCCAGCUCAGAACGGCCAUGUAAAGACCCCAAACUGCACACAGCGCUUCUUUAUCCGCACCAGUGUUUUCAGAAGGUUCAAAAUAAAAUCGACAAAAAAGAAGCUCUCAAGAUUUCAAAGCUUCAAACAAAUCCACAAAAACGAGUAUUUGUCCCUCUUUGUAAGCAGAACGACACAUGCACGGCAGGCAAGUAAUCUAUGUCCAAGCAGAAAGAUAAAAGUACCUAUUUGCGACGAAGACGAAAAAGUGGAAAAGUUUGUUAUUAAAACCACUAUGCCCAAUGUUUGCAAAAGUGAGCAAUUUUGUGAACAGAUCUUGAAAGUAGCAACCUAUACUUCAAAAGUUUUGUACUUGGGAUCUCUGUUUGUCAACUAUCUGUUCAUCAAGUUGUUUGAAAUCAAAGAUGCUGAUGUUUUUGUUAUUGAGCAAACUCUGUUCACAAAUAUCUUUGCCGUGAUAACCGGAAAUGGUAAGAAGGCACCGGACGACAUCAAAGAACAUUUCAAGACCUUCUGUGACCUGACGACUUUGGACCCGCAGCUGCUAAAAAAUUUACAGGGACCAAGCCCCUCAUGGCCUGCCUCUCUCUCUAGAAGUGAUGCUCUGGACAAGAUAGUCGCCAAUUUCACUGCCAUAUGGGAAAAGUAUCAGCCAAGUGAUUGCGACUUAAAAACACUGUAUUCUAAGCCGCACUUAUUCUUCAAGUGGUUCAACUUUCUCUCUAAGGAGGUCCAAAAGAAGGUUUUUAUUAUGGAGCCACAAGCAGCAAAAGUUGCAUCAAAGGCUUACAUUCUCCGAAAACUUCUCGAAAUUCCAUUUGCUGCUACGUUGAAUAGGCAGAAGUUUAGUUCUCUGCUUGAGCAAAUAUUAGCAGCAGUCAAUUCAGAUAAGCCUUUUCUUCCGGGGAACAACCACAGAACCUCGCGUCACAACAGAUAUCCGUGA